CCAAAGAGAAGCCCACUGAGUAUAUUAUACCCGACCCGGUUCCUUCCUUGACUGUCCUCACAGCAGUCAGCGCUACAGCAGAAGUAUUGUAGCUUGAUUACUCCUUCACUGCUCUCCGGUGUCUAAUUCUUCUCAGAUAAAGUUUGAAUCUUGAUACUUUGGUGCAGAAAUCAAGAAAAUGCCUUCUCUUCAAACAGCUCUGCCUCCUGAACUUGCCAACAAUGCUCUGAGACUUUAUCGGGAAUGCCUCAGACGAGCUAAGUAUGUUGGUUCUCAACAACAUAAUACACCUCUUGUUGUGGAAAUGGUACGAAAUCAGUUCAAAAGAGAUAUGCAUGAAACCGAUCCAGAAAAGAUUCAGCAAAUGAAAGAUAAUGCUGCAAGGGGACUUAUCAAUCACAUGCUAUUUGAGACAGAGAAGAUGUCCGGUCGUAAGUUUACCCAGUCUGUUUAAUGUGUAUACCAAGCUUGGGUGGUAUGGAUCUUAAGAUUUUCCAGUCAUUCAAUGGAAUGAAUAAAAAUAUCUUCUAAGAUCCAUUCGUGUUUAUUUCUAAAGAGCAAAGAGCUGUCUAAUUUUGCAUGUUCAUUUUGUCUUCCUAUGUUCAGCAAUUUGGCUAUAAGCGAGUGACAGUAUGUAUGCUUCUAUACCUUAACUUAUGCUGUUACCUAUGGUAUCAACUGAGAGCCAUUUUUGUCUGAAACGUAACUAAUUAUUCUACGUGUGGUCAUACUUUAUGUGCA
Molecule: messenger RNA, 741 nt
Organism: Daucus carota subsp. sativus
Lineage: Eukaryota; Viridiplantae; Streptophyta; Magnoliopsida; Apiales; Apiaceae
Exons: 5
Coding region: 179-454 (91 amino acids)
Source: RefSeq, a predicted model, not a curated record